This is a messenger RNA of Colletotrichum phormii, 966 nucleotides long. Its product is annotated as mitochondrial carrier domain-containing protein. Gene Ontology annotation, biological process: transmembrane transport. Gene Ontology annotation, cellular component: mitochondrial inner membrane. The transcript has a single exon. Bases 1 to 966 code for a protein of 321 amino acids. The record is from RefSeq and is a predicted model, not a curated record. Gene Ontology annotation, molecular function: S-adenosyl-L-methionine transmembrane transporter activity. NCBI's taxonomy places the organism in Eukaryota, Fungi, Ascomycota, Sordariomycetes, Glomerellales, Glomerellaceae.
AUGUCCACCACCAACAACCCCCCCUCCUUCACAACAGCCCUCCUAGCAGGCGGAAUCGCAGGCACAACAGUAGACCUAACCCUCUUCCCCCUCGACACCCUCAAAACCCGCCUCCAAUCCUCCGCAGGCUUCUUCCCCUCAGGCGGCUUCACCGGAAUCUACCGCGGCAUCGGCUCCGCCGUCGUCGGCUCAGCACCCGGCGCCGCCUUCUUCUUCUGCACCUACGAGGGUUCCAAAUCCUUUAUAAACUCCCGGCUCCUCGCCCUCUCCGGCUCCUCUUCUUCUUCCUCUGCUUCAGGCUCAUCAUCAUCACCAAAACCAGCCUGGAUCGACCCAGCAACCCACAUGCUCGCCGCCUCCCUAGGCGAAAUCGCCGCCUGCGCAAUCCGCGUCCCCACCGAAGUCGUAAAACAGCGCGCCCAAGCAGGCCAGCACGGCGGCUCCUCCCUCCUCGCCUUCCGCUCCAUCCUCUCCCAAUACUCCUCCCCGGGCGGCGGCGCAUCCGCCGUCUGGCGCGAGCUCUACCGCGGCUGGUCCAUCACCGUCCUCCGCGAGGUCCCCUUCACCAUAAUCCAGUUCCCCCUCUGGGAACGCCUCAAGCGCUGGGGCCGCGAGCGCAAACAGGCCAAAAACUACAAACUCGACAUUGACCCGCAGACCGGCGCCAACACGCAGAAACAGACAGAAUACGAGGUCAGCGCCGUCGAGAGCGCGCUGUACGGUAGCGUUGCCGGUGCCGCGGCCGCGGGUAUCACGACGCCGCUUGACGUCCUCAAGACAAGGGUGAUGCUGAGCCAGCAAAAGGAGAAGAUUGGUGAUAUUUUGCGUACGAUUUACAAGGAGCACGGCAUCCGGCCCUUCUUUGCGGGUAUCGGGCCGAGGGUCAUGUGGAUCAGCAUCGGGGGAUCCAUUUUCCUCGGCAGUUAUCAGUUUGCGUCAAAUACAUUGACCGGCGCCGUGAUAUAA